AGAGCUUGCCUCCUCUCUUUUUUUGCAGCUGGUCAAGCAUGAAUGCACAGAUUGAAAGCAAGAACUUGAAGGGUAUUAAAAAGAGAUAAAUGACUUGGUUUGAAUGAUGCAAAACCACAAACCAAGACGACAUAAUUGCAAAGGCCUCCCAGGUACAUGAUCUCGACAUCGAGAGUCAUCAGGAUGGCAUCCUCAUUUGCCUACCAAGUAUGGCUACCCGCUCUACGCGUAUGGAAGGAUCUCUAAAGCCCAUGUCAACACCCCAAACAACACUCUGAUCCAUGAACGCGACCUCGUCAAGGCAGAUUGGACCCAGGUGGUUCGGCCAAAUAACGACACCUUGUAUUCAUUCAUGUUCUACGACUUGUCUCGAUAUGAUUUGUACAUCAACGUGCCGCAAUCUGAUCGACGGUACUGGGUGUUCUCGUUCUACGAUGUAUGGCAACAACUAAGCCAACAUUGGCAGCCAGUGUGACAAACCCAGGAAGUGUACUUUGCGAUAUAGUAAAGGUACUGUCAGCUUUGGUGUUAGGACGCAUCAAGAGACUGCCCAAAUCGAUUCCUCCACUCCGCAUGGCAUCCUCCUCACCAGGAUCAACCUGUUGGAUCAAGAAGCGGACAAGGUCAAAGUCAACGCAUUUCAAGACGAAAUCAAACCCACUGAGGAAUCUCGAAAAGAAGUUUUUUUGGGUCCCAACGAGCUACUCGUGGCCAACGACCUCGACCGGUAUUCCUUGGAUGUGGGAUAUAUGAUCCCAUAUAUAUUCGUUGGAGUUUUCCCACCAAAAUUUUCGAGAGAUAAGCUCGUCGUCGUUAACCUCGUCGUCGGAUGGGCGUAGAUAGAAUAGUUGACACCCUCGAGUCGUUUCCGCAGUGUAGUAGUCUGCAAUUGAUUCAUGUGUUCCCGCAAGGCGGUUUCGGUCAGAGAUGUUUGUUUAUGAAAGCAUACAUCGCUUCGUUCUGAUAGUCAUCACCAUUGUCUAGAAAGUGAUCUUGACCAUGUGGACGUUCGUACUCCACGAUCACCCCGCAACCCAGCAUGGAACCUACGACUUCAUCCGACUGUUCCACACCUACUGCUGUAUCUGCGUCUCCAUGCAGCACGUACGCAGGUGGCAAUCCAUGCUCUUGAAUCUGGCGCGAGAUCCUAUACGGAGCGGCGCUUUGUUCAUCCGGCACACCCCAUAACUCGGCCAAGUUUGCGGCUCUCAGCAUGUACACAUACAUGUGGGCGCGAGGAUCUGGGACUUUGCCGCAGCUGGUGGAUGGUUCAGCUUGGGUAUUGAGGAAAGGCUCCAUCUCCGCCUUGGAAGCUGCAUAGCGUCCCGGUGGCGCAGGCUGUGGUUUGGUGAAGAAGCCACCGAGAGGAUCGGUGAUUGGAUAGAUCGGAAUAAUGACCUGUGGCUUAGGGACUACAUAGAGUCCUGCUAACAGAGUCAAGAAGCCGCCUGCUGAGCUACCAG
Exophiala dermatitidis NIH/UT8656 is the source of this 1463-nucleotide messenger RNA. RefSeq lists its product as uncharacterized. The transcript has 3 exons. NCBI's taxonomy places the organism in Eukaryota, Fungi, Ascomycota, Eurotiomycetes, Chaetothyriales, Herpotrichiellaceae. The coding region runs from base 439 to 753 and encodes 104 amino acids. The record is from RefSeq and is a predicted model, not a curated record.